GAAAAAGCAAAAGUCCUAUAUGUUCUAAACUAUUUAGCAGCUGUUUGUGAGGCAAAGGACUGCAUCGAUUGGGGAAUGGCUGAACAGAUCGUGGUGCGAUUGCGAUGGGGUACUCCUGUGCUAUAAGACAUGAAGAGCUCAGGGAUCCUAGAAAAACACGGAUAGAGGAAUGACUGAAUAAGUUACGAACGGAACCUCCUGGAAGGCAAGAACAGUCUGUCUUUUGGCUGAUAUUCUCAGUGCUUACACAAUGCCUGGCAUGUAGCAGGCACUUAAUAAAGGCUUAUUUAUUAGACUGGUGAGCUUACUCGUCAAGUACAGGAAGAGAGCAGCAUUCUCAAGGGAACACAAGCAGCUGGGCUCAUUCGUCCCUGGGCCACAUGGGGAGAUGGGGAGAGCUCAGGGCCUGGAAACACCAGAGUUCAAACGCCGCCAGUGUGACCCUGCACAAGGCCCCUCGUCUCUGCUUUCAUUCCAGGUAAAGCAUCUCUGCCAGAGAAGCCCAAGGGAAGCCGGGUCCACAAGGUCCCGAAGGGCCGGCCCAACGGACCCACAAGCAACGCGGGGCUGUGCUAGAUCCAGGGAUCCUUUGCCUCCCGGGAGGCAGCCAGGAACUCCUGAACAAGCAGCGGCACCUAACCCUAAAUGCCCCGGCCGGAUGCAGAAAAGCCUGAAGAACAAGAAGCGGUGCCGCUAUGGCAGCCUCCUAUGCGCAAGAGAAGCAUCCAGGUACGGCUCCAGCCAGCAAUCCUGCCAGUCAUACGGGCACAGCCCUGGAAGAUCACGGAGCCCGCCGGCCGCCCCGGGCGGCACCCAGAGUCACGGAGCCCGCCGGCCGCCCCGGGCGGUACCCCGAGUCACGGAGCCAGCCGGCCGCCCCAGGCAGCACUCCGAGUCACGGAGCCCGCCGGCCGCCCCGGGCGGUACCCCGAGUCACGGAGCCAGCCGGCCGCCCCAGGCAGCACUCCGAGUCACGGAGCCAGCCGGCCGCCCCGGGCGGCACCCCGAGUCACGGAGCCAGCCGGCCGCCCCAGGCAGCACUCCGAGUCACUGAGCCUGCCGGCCGCCCCGGGCAGCACCCUGAGUCACGGAGCCAGCCGGCCGCCCCGGGCAGCACCCUGAGUCACGGAGCCAGCCGGCCGCCCCGGGCGGCACCCAGAGUCACGGAGCCAGCCGGCCGCCCCGGGCGGCACCCAGAGUCACGGAGCCAGCCGGCCGCCCCGGGCAGCACCCUGAGUCACGGAGCCAGCCGGCCGCCCCGGGCGGCACCCCGAGUCACGGAGCCAGCCGGCAGCCCUAAGUAGUAGUUCCUCCCACAAGGAAAGUGCUUGACUUCAAGUUCUUCACAGCAAUGAAAUCAGGGCUGCUCCUCAAAAUGAAAACAAAAAAACAUUUAGGACUCUGAUAGAAAACUGAAUUAAGGCCCGUCCUGCCCUCGUGGGGCUUGCAGUCUAAACUAAUGAUAACUCCAAUCCGGGGGGUAGCAGAGGGAUUCGAUGAAGGAGUCGGAUACCUGGAGAGAACAGCAAGGGGGAGGGAUACGCAGAGGAGGCCUGAUGGGGCGGGAGGGGAAGGGGCAGGAUUGGAAGACUUCCGGCCUGCCUCUACUGCGCACUGGCUGUCGGACUGGAGCUGCCUAAGCUCUCUGGGUGUGUUUUCGUUGGAAAAUACAGGAGUCAAACUAAAUAGUGUUUUCCAAGGGUUUAUGGGCUAGAUAGUCUUUAUUUCUUUCUAAAAUGUCUUUAUUUAAAACUCCAGUACAAAUAGAAAAAGAAAAAAUGCCGCGUGCACAGCGGAACACGAGAACUCCCGAAUUAUGGAAUAAAAUUUUAGAGAAGCCACCUAAUAAACACGACAGUCUCCACAAA
This is a messenger RNA of Antechinus flavipes (yellow-footed antechinus), 1868 nucleotides long. Its product is annotated as transcriptional regulatory protein AlgP-like. The record is from RefSeq and is a predicted model, not a curated record. The transcript is spliced from 3 exons. The coding region runs from base 389 to 1054 and encodes 221 amino acids. NCBI's taxonomy places the organism in Eukaryota, Metazoa, Chordata, Mammalia, Dasyuromorphia, Dasyuridae.